Molecule: messenger RNA, 1401 nt
Organism: Trichoplax adhaerens
Lineage: Eukaryota; Metazoa; Placozoa; Uniplacotomia; Trichoplacea; Trichoplacidae
Exons: 14
Coding region: 1-1401 (466 amino acids)
Biological process (GO): proteolysis
Molecular function (GO): zinc ion binding; aminopeptidase activity
Source: RefSeq, a predicted model, not a curated record
AUGGAGUCGAAUAUUUUCCAAGCAGCAGAAGAAUUGAUCCAUUUCGUUAAUCGUGGGCCUUCCCCAUUUCACGUGGUUGAAGAAGUCAAGCGACGCCUUGGGCCUGCUGGCUUUCGACAACUGGAUGAGCGACAACCAUGGUCGAUAGUGCCCAAUGGACUGUACUUUACGCAGAAAAAUCGAUCGACCAUUAUUGCAUUUGCUGUUGGUGGCAAAUACAAGCCUGGUAAUGGCUUUAGUAUAGUUGGAGCGCAUACCGAUAGCCCAUGCUUAAAGGUUAAGCCAAUCUCCAAAAAAAUUAAAAGGGAUUACUUAUGUGUCGGAGUUCAAUGCUAUGGCGGCGGUAUUUGGAAUACGUGGUUUGAUCGUGAUUUAACUGUCGCUGGCAGAGUUUUAACAAAGGAUGAAAACGGUAUUGGAGACCAGUUAAUACAUAUCAAGCGUCCGAUAUUGCGAGUUCCGCAUUUAUGUAUACAUCUAGAUCGUAGUAAAAAUGAUAAUUUUGGAGCUAACAAAGAAACCGAGAUUGUGCCUGUUCUUGCGACAUGUAUCCAGCAAGAAUUACAAAAGUCUACUAAUCAUAUUGGUCAGCAGGUACGUAAAAAUUACGCAUCAAAGCAUCAUUCAGCUCUUAUAAAAUUGAUUUGCGACGAGAUUUCAUGCAAGCCAGAACAUAUUUUAGAUUUUGAAUUAUGCCUGGCUGAUACGCAGCCUGCCGCUAUUGGUGGCGCUCUAAACGAAUUCAUUUUCUCACCUAGAUUGGACAACUUGAUGAAUUGUUUCUGUGCUUUACAGGGACUAUUAGAUUCACUUCAGAAUGAGAACUCGCUGAAAGAUGAUCCAAAUAUUCGAAUGAUCUGCCUAUAUGAUAACGAAGAGGUUGGAUCGCAGAGUGCCCAAGGAGCCGGAUCAUCGGCUACAGAAUAUACUUUGCGAAGACUUUCUGCAGGUGGCUCUACAACCGCUUUUGAAGAAAGUAUUGCAAAGUCCUUCCUUAUAAGUGCUGAUCAAGCCCAUGCUGUGCAUCCAAAUUAUGGACACAAGCACGAAGACGAUCAUCAGCCGGCAUUACAUAAGGGUCCUGUAAUAAAGUUUAACGCAAACCAACGGUAUGCGACUACGGCCGUCACCUCAGCAAUAUUAAGGGAAGUAGCGCAUAAAUGCAACGUACCUUUACAGGACUUUGUAGUAAGAAAUGACGUCGCUUGUGGUAGUACCAUUGGACCUAUCCUGUCUGCCAAACUGGGUUUGCGUACUAUUGAUAUUGGAAAUCCUCAACUGGCAAUGCAUUCAAUUCGAGAGAUGUGUUGCACUACUGGUGUCUAUCAGGCGACCGAGUUAUAUAAGGUAAUAAUAGUUUGUAGUGGAAUAAAUUCGGUCAGUCUGCGGUUAAUUUCAUAA